Messenger RNA from Colletotrichum destructivum, 906 nucleotides. RefSeq lists its product as uncharacterized. The record is from RefSeq and is a predicted model, not a curated record. The transcript has a single exon. NCBI's taxonomy places the organism in Eukaryota, Fungi, Ascomycota, Sordariomycetes, Glomerellales, Glomerellaceae. Bases 1 to 906 code for a protein of 301 amino acids.
AUGAAGCGCUGGAUCAAUCUUAAUCGCCUAGUGUUGGUGUUGGUCCUUUAUGGGCCGCUCAUCUGGGCUGCAGCCGACACCAACAUCAAGCCUAUCUUCCUCUUCAAAGACGUCCUGCAGUCAAACACAACAGCCCUCAAGACAUCUGGAUUCAACAGCCUGGUCAUCUUCCGGAUCGGCGUCCUCGCAGACGGCGACCUGGUCUACUACUCGACCGGGGAUGCCGGCGAGGCGGUCGACGCCCCGGUCGUGACAAACGGUACCUACGUCGGCGGUGUGGCGCUGGCCGACAAGAUCCGCUCGUUCAAGAUCGGCCCGACGAACAUUGACAGGGUGGAGGUCUCGCUGGUGUCGCACGACGCGACGUUCCAGAACAUCCGCGACCUGGUCAACGCGGACGGCACGGGGCCCGAAACUGUUCUGUACCGGAACUUUGACGUCCUCAAGACGGAGUGGGACCUCGACGCCUUCAACAACGACGACGAGGGGGUCUACGACGUGACAAGCACCGUCGCCUUCGCGCAGCUUCUCGGCGCGCUGGGAUACCAGUACUCCAUCGCGCCUUACACCAACACUGGGUUUUGGGCUGAUGUCAAGGGCCGCGUCGACGCCGACGCGCCGGGCUUGUUCGACCGCGUGUACCUGCAGGUCUACGACGGCGGAGCCGGCAACGACCCGGGGGCAUGGCAGGCGGCGAUCGGUAUCCCGGUCGUCCCGCUCGUGUGGGUGAUCAACGACGCAAAGCCGUCGCAGGGAGUCACGGCGGCGCGGGCCCGGGAGCGGUUUGAGGGCUGGUCGGAGCAGUACGGUGUAGCUGGGGGCGGGUAUUGGAACGACUACGACAUUGAGAAGAUGGGCUCGUCGUACAUGGAGUACGCCGCCGCGCUGACGGACGUUUUUGGAUGA